AUGACACUAUUCGGUAAGCGGCUUGCCAAAGUUUACAAGGAGCUUAUGGACGUGCACGCCAACCAGAUGCUGGAAGCUUUGCAAGUGUGGCUUGCCGAAUUCUAUGCGAGAAUUCAGGAUGCGGAAAGGAGGCGCUUCGAUCAAGCUUAUGCGAGCGAGGUCUUGGGUGCCAAAAAGUCAGUCAAGAUGGCCGCUGACGCUCAUGAGAAAUAA
Messenger RNA from Letharia columbiana, 213 nucleotides. RefSeq lists its product as uncharacterized. Bases 1 to 213 code for a protein of 70 amino acids. Lineage: Eukaryota; Fungi; Ascomycota; Lecanoromycetes; Lecanorales; Parmeliaceae. The record is from RefSeq and is a predicted model, not a curated record. The transcript is spliced from 2 exons.